Molecule: messenger RNA, 1694 nt
Organism: Xenopus tropicalis (tropical clawed frog)
Lineage: Eukaryota; Metazoa; Chordata; Amphibia; Anura; Pipidae
Gene: ywhah
Product: tyrosine 3-monooxygenase/tryptophan 5-monooxygenase activation protein eta
Source: RefSeq, marked provisional
UGCGUCCUGGGCUGAAGUGCUGCUAGUAGCAGAACCUGGUCCAGCGCGCUGACAGUGUUCGGGAGCUAGGGUGGUACUGGUACCGGAUCCACAGCACAGACCGGCGUCUGAUCUAGCCCGCCUGCUGAAAGGAUGGCUGAUCGGGAGCAGCUGCUGCAGAGAGCCCGCUUAGCGGAGCAGGCGGAAAGAUAUGAGGACAUGGCGGCAGCAAUGAAAUCGGUCACAGAACUGAACGAGCCUUUGUCUAACGAGGAUCGGAACUUGCUGUCUGUAGCCUACAAAAACGUGGUCGGGGCACGCCGCUCCUCAUGGCGUGUGAUAAGCAGCAUUGAGCAGAAGACACUAGCAGAUGGCAAUGAAAAGAAACUGGAAAAGGUGAAAGCCUACCGAGAGAAGAUCGAGGCAGAGCUGGAGGCGGUAUGUAGUGAAGUGCUGUCACUUCUAGACAAGUUUCUCAUCAAGAACUGCAACGACUUCCAGUACGAGAGCAAAGUAUUCUAUCUAAAGAUGAAGGGCGAUUACUAUCGCUACCUGUCAGAGGUGGGCUCAGGAGAGAGAAAGCGAAGUGUGACCGAAGCAUCCGAAGCCGCGUACAAGGAGGCCUUUGAAAUCAGCAAAGAACACAUGCAGCCGACCCACCCCAUCCGACUGGGCCUGGCCCUUAACUUCUCUGUCUUCUAUUAUGAGAUACAGGGUAACCCCGAGCAGGCUUGUCUCCUUGCCAAGCAGGCCUUCGAUGAUGCCAUUGCUGAGCUAGAUACGCUAAAUGAAGAUUCCUAUAAGGACUCCACCCUCAUUAUGCAGCUGCUGCGUGACAACCUGACCCUGUGGACAAGUGACCAGCAAGAUGAAGAGACUGGAGAAGGGAACAACUAAAGAGGGCCCUGCGUUUUGCUGCUGCCCAUUAAUGACCCGCUCCCCAACACCACUUGCCACCCACACUUCCAACCCUUAACCCCAAACAUGUCCUGUGCUUAUCAUAUCCGUAUCAUUGGCACAACUGCUCAUACUGCUGCCUGCCUGGGGAGAACGGGUUCUUGCGGAGUCCUCUUGGGCAUUGCUGGAUUGCGUUGGCACAUCAGCUGUUUCUUAGGUUUCCCUCGCCUUGAGCGGGGUUGAAGAGAAGCUGCGGUUUAAGAAAGGCGCCCAAACUCUCCUAGUUGAUAGGGCAAGUACGGGCUGGAAUGAAGCAAAGUGGUCCUGUUUUAUUCCGUUAAGAUACUCUGGUUUAGUUUUAAUUUGUGCAGCAUUCCUUGUGCAUGUAAUAUUGCCCUGGUCCCCUUCUGGUGAGGUGCCGCCACAGCUAAGACUGUGAUUGGCCAGUGCUCAGAGGGAUAGGGAGCCACAUCCUUUUUUUUUUUUUUUUUUUUAGCUUACAAUAGACGUUUUACAUGUGAGCUUUGUGAGGUUUCUCAGUGCCCUUUUAACUUAUGGCGUGUUUAUAAUUCUGCAUCUCCUGUGGGUUUGGAUGCUCUUUUUUUCAUUUUGUUUUAUUUUAUUUUUUUAUUAUUUUUCUGCUACUUUUGAGGGCCUCAUUAUUUGAUUGUUAGUUGUGUGCUGGUCAGUCCUUGUAUGGUCUGGCUACACCUGCACAGUGUGUACUCGCCUGUUACAAUGGAUGCUGAUAUAAUGCCAGACACCCAAUUUAAAUGUCUUGGGAUUACUUGGAUGAAAUAAAUGCUGCUUUGAGGAUA